Molecule: messenger RNA, 606 nt
Organism: Botrytis deweyae
Lineage: Eukaryota; Fungi; Ascomycota; Leotiomycetes; Helotiales; Sclerotiniaceae
Exons: 1
Coding region: 1-606 (201 amino acids)
Source: RefSeq, a predicted model, not a curated record
AUGCAGAUGCUCAAGAUCACCGCAAUUCUGGCUUUCGCUGCCACCUUCGCUGCCGCCGCCCCCAGUGCAAGGCUCAAUGGCGUUGCAAAGCGCCAAACUACCGAGUUUGGCCCAUACCCAGAGGAUGACUACAAUACCAAACGCCAAACUACCGAGUUUGGUCCAUAUCCCGAGGAUGAUUACAACACCAAACGCCAAACUACCGAGUUUGGUCCUUAUCCCGAGGAUGAUUACAACACCAAGCGCCAAACUACUGAAUUUGGCCCAUACCCUGAGGAUGACUACAAUACCAAACGCCAAACUACCGAGUUUGGUCCAUAUCCCGAGGAUGAUUACAACACCAAGCGACAAACUACUGAAUUUGGCCCAUACCCUGAAGAUGACUACAACACCAAGAGACAGACCACUGAGUUCGGUCCUUACCCAGAGGAUGAUUACAACACCAAGAGACAGACCACUGAGUUCGGUCCUUACCCAGAGGACGACUACAACACCAAGCGUCAGACCACCGAGUUCGGCCCUUACCCAGAGGACGAUUACAACACCAAGCGUCAGACCACCGAGUUCGGCCCAUAUCCUGAGGAUGACUACAGCAACAAGAAUUAA